AUGUCCCAAGACAGCGCCCUCUCAAUUGCAGCCAGUAUCACUGGUAUUCUCACGUUUGUUGGCGCCGUCAUGGCCGGUUUCUAUGCUCGAGCCCUCAGUCUCCGAAACGCCAUCGACACCCAAGCCGAAGUCUCACGGGCGCUGGAUGAGAUGGAUUUCCUGGAAACCGAGACAAGUAUGCUAAAUAAUGCAUAUCUUGCCGCUCAAAUCCGUCAGCCAGAUAGAAAAUACGGGAGUGGUGAUUUCAAAUAUUUCCAAGCCUUGUACAAGCAGAGCUUGGAGAGAAUGCAAACGAUGGAUCGAGGUUUGAGUGAAAGUGCUGCGGCUGUGACUGGUGGGAAUAGUUACCACAAAGUAUCUCGCGUCAAAUCAGCAGCUGGGUGGAUGGCGAAUCGUGAGAGGAUUCAGAUGGCCAUUGUGGAGAGGAAGGCUGAAAGUCAUCGCAUUUUUCAGAUUCAACUGGCGAUGCUAUCUGCAAAAAUUGAUGAAUUAUCCUACCAUCAAAACCAUCAUAAUCAUAAUUGUACCGUCUCAGGUGAGGAGAUCGAUAAUUUGCAUAAGUCAAUUGACCAUCGGAGCAAACGACUCAAGCGGGCGUCAACAAUUGAUAGCAGUUCUGUUUCAAGCUCGGAGAACAUCAAAUCGGAUAUUAUAUCUUCACCGCCGACGAAAGGCGGAAAUGUACUGAGUGUGUUAGAGGUUGAGCCGGAAGAGAUCAUGAGAAAUAGCUCCGAGCAGGGGCAAUCAUCAACAACAGAUCUAUCACACAUAACGUCUGAUCUUCCAAGAAAGACGCAAUCGGAAUCAACAAAUCCAACCCGGGCCAUCAAGUCUCCAAACCCGCCCUCAAACCUAUCACACAUAACGCCAAUUCUUCCAACUAAGACGCAAUCAGCGACAAUGAAUUUAUCAAAAGCUAUCCAACCGCCAAAUUCAUCCUCAAGUUCCGACGAGGAGACAAUCUUGAAUUCGACCUCCGAUCCACGCUCAAGUUCUGAUGAAGAUACAGCCUCAGAUUCCACCUCAAACUCCGGAUCAGAACCCACCUCACCCUCGCAAACCACCUCCCCCACAACCUCAAAAUCCAGUCUCAAUCCACUCUUUUCACACCUGCCACCUUCAAAAGAACCACCACCCCCCGCAAACUCAGUAACCCUCUUCCACUCCCCCUCCCUCACUCACCCUCUCCGCAUCAUCCUCACCGCACCCCCCGGCGAAUACCCUCUCCGCCUCCCAAAACCACACCACAAACGGCCCUCGCUCGCCCGUAAAAUGGAUCAUGAGCGCUUGAUCCCGCCUAGUCUGGCGGAUGUGGAGUGGAAACGCCAGGAGAUGGCGAGGGUUAGGGCGUUUAUGGUGGAGUUUAUGGCGGGCAGGGAGUGUAGGGAUGAGGAGUUGAGGGUUGUGGAGGAGGCUUAUGGGGAGAUUUCGAGGGAGGAUAUGAGCAGGAGGAGGGAGGGGGAGGUGAAGAGGGGGAUGGAGAGGAGGAGAAGGCAGGAUGAUAAAAGAAGGUCCUCGCAAUCAUCAUGGAACGCGCCUAUGAUCGCACCACCACCACGCACGUCCUGCAAAACACCCUCCUCAUCCUCGCUAUCCCCCUCACCCUCCCCAUCUUCUUCACGCAGUUUCUACAAACAAGGCCCCCUCACAUCCAGCACCUCCGUCUGCACCAUCGACUCUGGUUCCGCAUCCACACACUCAUUCAAUAACGGCUCUACACACUCAUUUCAUUCAUUCCAUUCAUUUCAUUCCUCUACGUCCCUUUCAACGACAGAUCCAUCUCGCACGCCUCAGAAGCAAAAACGCAAAAGUUUCCUUUCGUCAUGGAGGAGGGAGAAGACUGGUGGUGGGUAUGCGGGGAUGAGGAGAGCAGUUGUUUGUUAA
Molecule: messenger RNA, 1884 nt
Organism: Glarea lozoyensis ATCC 20868
Lineage: Eukaryota; Fungi; Ascomycota; Leotiomycetes; Helotiales; Helotiaceae
Exons: 3
Coding region: 1-1884 (627 amino acids)
Source: RefSeq, a predicted model, not a curated record